Molecule: messenger RNA, 849 nt
Organism: Andrographis paniculata
Lineage: Eukaryota; Viridiplantae; Streptophyta; Magnoliopsida; Lamiales; Acanthaceae
Exons: 5
Coding region: 82-603 (173 amino acids)
Biological process (GO): vacuolar protein processing
Cellular component (GO): intracellular membrane-bounded organelle
Source: RefSeq, a predicted model, not a curated record
UAGCGGUAUGUCAAUAGUCCUCAAGUUUGCAUUUCUAAUAUUUUUCUGCAGCACCGAAACGUCGUCGUUUUUGCACCAUCCAUGGCGAAUCAAGGAGCGAAGAAGCGAAAGGAAGAAAACGCCCGACAUAUGAAGAAUCUCCUCCGUCUGAUCAUCGCCUCCAACGUGAUAUAUCUGGUGAUUAGGAUCGGGUUUUUCUACUCGAGCUUCACGUGGAAGCACUGGAUGGGCUUAAUUUUGACUACGGCCGCCUACGUGAUUCCGUACCAGCAGCUUGCCGCCAUGGCCAAACCUUCGUACACUGAUGGAGGGGAGCUUCUUGACGGAGGGUUUGAUAUGAGUACUGGUGGAAUUUGCGGAUAUCUGCACGACGUGAUCUACAUCACAUGUUUUGUCCAACUCAGUUCUAUCCUUUCUGAGAAGUUCUGGCUUGUUUACUUGGUGAUUCCAGGAUUUGCAGCCUAUCAGCUUUUUGGGUUCAUCAAGGGGUUUCUAUCCCAUGGUUCGGAGGGGGCGGAGGAAGAUGAAAAGACGAGAAAAAAGAGGGAAAAGAUGGAGAAGAAAGCAUCGAGAGGGAAAUUCAUCAAAACUAGAACCCGGUAAACAAAAUUUAAAAAUAUGCUUUCGAAAAAAAAAUCUAGAUGGCAUACGAGCACAGAUCUGUUCUUCAUUGAAGCACACAAUCGUGCAAUAUGAGCGCUUCGAAACUUGUAUUUCAAGAUUUUUUGUAGUGUUAGUAUGUCGGAAUGGUGUUUCGAAUUGUCUUGGGAGAAGCUUGUUGUAUUUAUCCAGCCUUUCAUGAAAUGUUGAUGCUCCAACAAAUCUUGUUAUGAAGUUCUUGGCUUUCCA